Selaginella moellendorffii is the source of this 774-nucleotide messenger RNA. RefSeq names its product sulfiredoxin, chloroplastic/mitochondrial. Gene Ontology annotation, cellular component: cytoplasm. Gene Ontology annotation, biological process: cellular response to oxidative stress. Bases 216 to 599 code for a protein of 127 amino acids. Gene Ontology annotation, molecular function: sulfiredoxin activity. The record is from RefSeq and is a predicted model, not a curated record. Lineage: Eukaryota; Viridiplantae; Streptophyta; Lycopodiopsida; Selaginellales; Selaginellaceae. The transcript is spliced from 6 exons.
AGUUGCUCAUCGAUUGCUCGAUCGACACUAGCCGCGAGCUGGAAAGAAGAACAAAAAUUCAAGCAAGAGGAGCCAAGCCAAGCGAGCAAAGAAAUCGCAAGCAAUCACGAGAAAGCACGCGCUACGCAAGCGCCUCCAGGUAUUUAAUCCAUCCAGGGAGGAGAAAAUGCGCGCGACGCGAUCAAAAACGAGGUGGAAGAAAGGGUUCUUCAAGAAUGCGUGUAGCGUUGGGAACGAUUAUAGCGCCGCUGCCGCUGCGUCCGUGCGCUGGAAGAGUGCGAUGCGCCACUGAGGCAUCGGAGAAUGGCUCCCUUGUUGGCAAGCGCAGGGGCCCAAUCGUGGCUGAUAUUCCCCUGGAGCAAAUACGAAGGCCGCUACUCCGGACUCGAUCAAACGAUCCCGACAAAGUGAAGUCGCUCAUGGACAGCAUUGCGGAGAUCGGCCUCCAAGAGCCCAUCGAUGUCUUGGAGGUUGAUGGGCAGUACUAUGGAUUUUCCGGGUGCCAUCGAUUCGAAGCACAUCAAAAGCUCGGCCUUCCAACGAUCCGGUGUAAGAUCCGGAGAGCGACCAAAGAAACUCUCAGACACCACCUCCGGUGAAACUUGGAAUCUCGCGAGCUUCGAAAAAAUCGCGACCUCUGCGACAAAGAAAAGAAGAAAGAUCUGGAGAACUUAAGGUAGUAUCUCAAUCUGUGAACUGAUCAAUCUGUUCUUAUCUACAGCGUCUAGCUUGUUUAUUUCUACGUUAAAUUCACUCGUCGAGUUAAAGACUGUC